This is a messenger RNA of Populus nigra (black poplar), 1300 nucleotides long. Its product is annotated as protein IRX15-LIKE-like. Lineage: Eukaryota; Viridiplantae; Streptophyta; Magnoliopsida; Malpighiales; Salicaceae. The coding region runs from base 172 to 1137 and encodes 321 amino acids. The record is from RefSeq and is a predicted model, not a curated record. Gene Ontology annotation, biological process: xylan biosynthetic process. The transcript has a single exon.
UCCUUUCGCCUCUCUCUUGGGAUAUGCGUGGUAACCUCCCAAUUUCCUCCGUUGAUUCCUCUGUCUCCCUAUCUAACUCCAGGUUAAAGAAAGUACCGAGCAAACAGAGAGAUUUCAGAGUUUGAAACUCUUCUGAGCCUGGGCGGUCUCAAAUUCUCUCUUCAAGGAAAAAUGAAAACCAACACAAACACAAAACUCAUAUUCCUUCACCAAUCAAUCCACAAAACCCCUCCUUCCACUCACCGUCUUUGGUUGCUCUUCAUAGUCACUUUCUUUACCUUAGCUUUCACUCUUACUCUCUUCACCACCACCACAUUCCCUACAACCACCACAACUUCAACCCUCACCACCUCCACCACCUCUCUCCCACCCUCCAUCACCGCUGCCCUCCUCCACUACGCUUCCACCACCAACAUCACGACACCUCACAUGUCAUCCGCCGAACUCUCUACCAUCGCCAUCACUCUCCAACACUGCUCCCCUCAUUGCAAUUUCCUCAUUUUUGGCCUAACCCACGAGACCCUUUUGUGGAAAUCCCUCAAUUUCCAUGGUCGUACAGUCUUUCUUGAUGAAAGUGAGUACCUUGUUUCAAACUUCGAAAAAAACCACCCCGAUAUUGAAGCUUAUGAUAUACAAUUCACCACCAAAGUUAGUCAAAUGAGUGAUCUUUUAUUAGUUACGAAAGGGAAAGUCAAUGGUGAGUGCAGGCCUGUACAGAAUUUACUCUUCUCUGAUUGUAAGCUUGGCAUAAAUGACAUGCCUAAUCACAUUUAUGAAAUCACUUGGGAUGUGAUUUUAAUUGAUGGGCCUCGUGGGUAUUUCGCGGCGGCCCCAGGGAGGAUGUCACCGAUAUUUACUGCGUCUGUUCUGGCAAGGAGUAGCAGAGGAGGCAACAAGAGGACACAUGUUUUUGUGCAUGAAUUUAAUAGAGAAGUUGAGAGGGUUUACAGUGAAGAGUUUUUGUGCAAAGAGAGUUUGGUAGAGACUGUUGAUUCAUUGGGGCAUUUUGUGCUGCAGAGAAUGGAAGCUAAUAGCUUUGAGUUCUGUAAAAAUUCGACAUCUUUGUUGUCAUCAUCACCAUCUUCAACAGCAAAGACAACAUCUUUAUCAUCCGGGGAUGAUGAUUUUGAUGACUGAGAUCAUGGGUUUGUGUGAUUACUUGUAUCAUUGCAUAUUUUUCUUUUCUUUUCUCUUUUAGUUUUCCUUUUUCUAAUAUAGAUGUAAUUUUUAUAGGACUACUAAAACUGUCAAAAAUCUCCUCAAAAUUAAUCAUGAAAAAUCAAGUGCCCGUUGUUCCAAA